Penaeus monodon (black tiger shrimp) is the source of this 2605-nucleotide messenger RNA. Its product is annotated as protein O-linked-mannose beta-1,2-N-acetylglucosaminyltransferase 1-like. Gene Ontology annotation, biological process: protein O-linked glycosylation via N-acetylgalactosamine. The transcript has 16 exons. The coding region runs from base 130 to 2400 and encodes 756 amino acids. Gene Ontology annotation, molecular function: beta-1,3-galactosyl-O-glycosyl-glycoprotein beta-1,3-N-acetylglucosaminyltransferase activity. The record is from RefSeq and is a predicted model, not a curated record. Gene Ontology annotation, cellular component: Golgi membrane. NCBI's taxonomy places the organism in Eukaryota, Metazoa, Arthropoda, Malacostraca, Decapoda, Penaeidae.
AGUGCUCUACGUGAACGUGUGCUGGCAUGCGAAAAGGAAUGUUUUUACAAAAGUGUUUAUAUAUUCUUUUACUACAUGGACAAUGAAGAAACGUUUUAUCGGCAAUGAUGUUUUAGGACUUGCAUCAAGAUGAAGCACUGGCCGUGUGCCUUGGCGGCGGUGGGCGUCGUGUACCUGCUGACCUUGGGCGUGAUGCUGCGACGGUUCAGUUAUCUCUUCGACAGAGAAGAACUCCAACUACCUUCGUUGACUGACACCUACCUAGACGAGAAAGCUCUAGGACUACCCUGGACGAACAACCAAAACGCCCCGAUACUACAAUACAAACAACUCGGAUUCAACAAAACUCCGAAACCGACGAAGCAAAACACGUAUAAUGCGAAUAACGAUAAUCUGCAAUACAAACCAACUGGAAUAAUCAAAACGCCUAGACUGACAAUAGAAAACACGGAUAGUGCGAAUAACGAUAAUCUACAACAUAAACCACUCGAAUCCAACAAACCACCGAAACCGACAAAGGAAAACAAGAGAAGUGCGAAGAGCGAUAACCUGUCAGUCGCGGAGACUGAAACCCGGUUCGAAACAAGAAGCGAGACGUUUCACGACACGGAUAAUGUCAUUGGUCGCGAUGGAGAGACUUUCACCGUGGAAGUGACUGUCGGAAAGUGGGAGUUGGAAGUGAAGGUGGAUGGAAAUGAGGUAUACCAAGUGACCAUGGAACCCAGUGACAUCAAGUUCAUGACAAAGGGCGGCAUGUACCUACUGGUUCUGCACCCGACCACGGCAGCUGUCAUGCACUCGUCUAAGCACAGGACAUUCGAAGUGUCAGGAGACGCAGAAGUCAUGAGGAUCGUAAGGGACGUGCAGCCAGGGCGGGUCCUCAUUUUGGCCAGUAUGCACGAGGGCUUCAUGCAGCUGACCAAAACCGUGGAGACUUUCCUGAGGCAGCAAGGUUCCAGGGUUAUCUCGGACAUGGCCAUGGGUGACAGAUGGGCGUGGAUAUGGACGAAAGGUGGGCGUACGUGGGCGGAAGGGGCGGCCUUCACCACUCAAGAGAAAAACACUUUCUAUCUGCAAGGUUCACCGGUUCACUUGCAAGUCAGCCUGCCCCGUCGGCCUGAAAACGCUGACAUGUGUGCCACCAAACUCCAGGGGAACGCAUGGCCUGCAAGACGUAGCUUCUGCGAACGCUACGAAGGCUAUGGUAGUCUGUGCAAUUGCAGCGCAACUCAGGAACUGCAUCGGAACGUUCCCCUUGAAAUGGAUGGAGUGGAGACCGGAAUUCCAACGGUGAUCGUAGCGAGCACCAGGCCUCUUCUCCUCAACAGGUGUCUGCGGCAGCUGAUGUCAACAGCAGGAAGCGACCCUCAGCUGACACUCGUCGUUGCUGACGGAAAGUCUGACGGAUCGCUGGACGAAGUGCGUGACCUUGCUGCCCUCUACGGUGUCAAGUACAAGGAGCACGACGCGGGCGGAACCAACGUCACCAUCCGCAUUCAACGCCACUAUAAAUUCGCGCUUUCCUCCGCCUUCGAGACCUUCCCUUGGGCCAGGAGGGUCAUCGUGCUCGAGGAGGACCUUCGCGUUUCGCCAGACUUCUUCAGCUACUUCGGCCAGCUGGCGCCCCUCCUGGACCGAGACCCCUCCCUGUAUUGCGUGUCCGCCUGGAACGACCUCAGCAGCAGCAAGUCUCUGGGGGAUCCUGGCGUGGUGAUGAGGUCCGAGACCAUGGCGGGGCUGGGCUGGCUCCUGAAGAGGGACAUCUACGACGAAGUCAUCCCGAAGUGGCCGGCGCACGACCAGCGCGCCGACUGGGACAUGUGGAUGCGCCUUCCCGCCCAGCAGAAGGGUCGUGAGUGUCUCGUCCCCGAAGUGUCUCGAACAUUCCACUUCGGGCAGAGCGGAGCGCAUCUCACGGCUUAUUUCCAGUCGACAUAUUUCUCGAAGUUUCCUUAUAAUCAAAUUCCCAACGUGAGGCUGAAGGAUCUCGACAGAAUGGGCCCAGAGUCCUACGACAGGAUGCUGAAGGAAAUGAUCUCAGGAGCCGAGCAUCUCAAGGGAGAAACUACCAACCCCUGCGACGCGAACUUCCUGCCUCUGAAUGCCACCACCCCGCACGUCCUGUGGUUUAAAAUGAACGAGCCAGCCGACAACUACACUUACACGGGCAUUAUCGGGUGCCUGAAGCUGUGGGACCUGGACACUCGUGGCGAACACAAGGCACUGUGGCGGGUCAAGGUGCAGGGGACGCCCUUGCUGCUCGUCGGCUGGCCCUUCUCGCCCUUCGCAUUCCUGAAGCCGAAGGAGGUCACCAUCCUGCAGCGCUACAACCCCGCAGAAGAAUUGAAAGAUGACCCAGUGUACCUCCUGUCUACUCGGCCAUGGUUAGGCGGAAGCUGACCUGACCUGACCUGACUUGUGUCUCUGUUUUAAUGUAUGUAUUUAUUAUGUGUGAUUCUGGAAAUGUUAUUCCUCUUCACAUGUUUCCGAUUCGACGCUGAUGUGAGUCAGAUGCAUGAAUACAAAGAUGUAAGCGAGAGAAUUACUGUAUCGUAAUUAUUGUACAUAAUGUUCUAAACGAUUGAAAUGCAUGCCAAACAGACGA